AUGUCUCCCCUGCAGCUGUCUGUCUACUGCCGUCUCUCGCUCGUCUUCAUCUUCACCUCCUUCCUCUUCUUCCUCGACGUCUUCACCGCUGCCACCGCCGCGGCAACCUGUCACCAUGGCAACCGCACCGGUGCCAGGGAAACGAUCCCGCCAAAGAGCAACCAAUCACAGCCCGGAGAAGUUUGGGAGGGAGAAGCGGAUUGGAGGAACCAGCGCAGGGAUGAAGACUCAGUGUGUAUGUGGACUGACUGGCUGCCUUACGGUCAGACUCUCUACAUGAUUGGCCUCCUGCUGGGAUCUCUGUUUGGUGGAGCUGUUUCUGACCGGUAUGGAAAGCGGCCGGUGCUGCUGGUGUGUGUGUGUGUGCACGCUGUGUGUGGCGUCCUGCCUGCAGUUCUUCCUCAGCCCCUCCUCUUCCUCGCCGUGCGCUGCCUGACCGGAGUCUGCUGCUGCUGCAUCAACAUGUGCUCCUUCAGCCUGGCGGUGGAGUGGAGCCCCGCCCCCUGGCGUCUCUGGCCGCCGGCUCUGCUGUCGUUCUGCUUCAGCGUGGGAACGAUGAUCGGAGCGCCGCUCGCCUGGCUCAGCCCGAGCUGGAGACAGCUGCACCUGUCGCUCUCUCUGCCCCAGGUGCUCUGUCUGCCUGUCUGCAGUCUGAUCCCAGAGUCUCCUCGCUGGCUGCUGCUGAAGAGGAGGAUGGACGUGCUGGACCGUUACCGUGGCAACAGCCCGGCUGACAAACAGUGCUUGGAGCAGCUGUUGGACACAGCUUGGUCUGACAUGCAGAAAGCACCUGAGGUGGGGGAGGAGCCACGGCCACCUGCAGACCACGCCCCCUGUGACAUCAGCCACCUCAAACACCCGACCAUCCUCCUCCGCCUGUCCGUCAUGAGCUACCUGAGCUUUGCGUCGGCGCUCACCUACUACGGCAUCUGUCUGAAUGUGGGCUCGUUCGGCGUCGGCGUUUACUCCGCCCAGUUCUUCUCCGGCCUAUCAGAAGCCCCCUGCCUGCUCGUCCCCUUCCUAUUGGCUCGCUGGGGCCGCCGGCCAAUCAGCAUGCUCGCUCUGUUCCUCAGCGGCGCCGCCUGCUUCCUGUCACUGCUGCUGGGACGAUACCACUGUGACCCGGUGCUGGUGAUCAGUUUCGCUCUGUUUGGGAAACUCUGCAUGCUGACCGUCGUCUUCGUGUCUCUGCUGUACGGCAUCGAGCUGUUCCCCACUGUGAUCAGACAGAGGUGUGUGUCCCUGGUCAACCUGUGUUUCCGGGUGGGCUGUCUGCUGAACAGCGUGGUGACGGCGGGCGGAGCGAUCUCAUUGGCUGCCAUGCUGCUGUACGCCAGCGGCCCCGUGCUCGGCUGCUUCCUGCUGCUGCUGCUGCCCGAGACCCGCGGCCUGCCGCUGCCCGAUUCGCUGCAGGACUGUGACAGACAGCUCAGGCCCCGCCCACCCAGCCUGACCGCCCUGUGGAGGAGACGGCAGCUCGUGGACGACUCGGCUGGGAAAAUGGAAAUGCUUCCUGGAGAGAAGAGUAACACGGACACAAGUUUGGAUCCCCCUCCAGCCCCUAACCCCAAACCCGCCCCCAUCCCUAACCCUAACCACUCCCACCCCUCCUUGUCUCACCCUAAACCCAACCCCCACCCCAAUCCCCCUCCCCCCCUCCCCCAUCCCCAUGGAGGUGACCGCUCGGAUCCCACCCAGGGACCUAAACAUGUGAUAGGACAGAUUUAG
This is a messenger RNA of Myripristis murdjan (pinecone soldierfish), 1728 nucleotides long. RefSeq names its product solute carrier family 22 member 13. Bases 1 to 1728 code for a protein of 575 amino acids. The record is from RefSeq and is a predicted model, not a curated record. The transcript has 12 exons. Gene Ontology annotation, molecular function: transmembrane transporter activity. Gene Ontology annotation, biological process: transmembrane transport. Lineage: Eukaryota; Metazoa; Chordata; Actinopteri; Holocentriformes; Holocentridae.